AUGGACAACCUUCCUAGUUGUGAAUUUACGUCUGGAGAAGUUUCCCAGUGGCUGGAGUCCAACGGCUUUGCAGAAUUCAGUGGGAAAUUCUUAGGUGAGCUUCAUGUUUCAUAUUCAAAGACUGCAAAGAUACUGUGUACUAAUAUAUUUGUUGUUGUGAUUUCGGGUCGAUAUAUUUAUUAUAUGUGUUAAAAGAUUGAUACAUGUUUUAUUUUUACUUUGUUAUCAUAUUAUAGUUGAGGAUGUUGAUGGGGAAGCAUUUUCUUUGUUGCCUGAAGGAUCACUUGAAACUCUUGUUGACAAAGUGGGGCCCAGAACCAAGCUUUUCAAUCGAGUUAUCAAAUGAAUGCAAAAAAAUCUCGGUGAUAGUGAUGUUUCUGAGACUAGUGGCGGUAGUCCUUGGACUUCAGAAUCACCUGACACCAGCAGUGUGAUGUCAGAGAACCAAACUUUGCUGCAAUAUUCUUCGCCAACAUCGAGGUAUGUGUUUAGAUUUAUAUCUGUCUAUUAGCUCAAAGCUGAGGUGACUUUUACAAUCCUCCCAUGAUUUUUAGUCAUUUAGUGCCAAGAAGUUAAUAGUAAAUUGUGAACAUAUCUUCAAGAUAUUAGAUUUUGCUGUAUAAUUCUUAAGGCUCUCACUGUCCAGGGUAAAAUAUGAAAAUUGUUUAUUACAGUAAUAUAAAAUGCUUGUAACUAUUGGUGGGUUUUUAUGCUCAUUAAAAGCAAUUAUAUGCAUAGUGGCCCUCACAUGGGAAAAACCAUGUAAAAACAAAUAUUUACUACUGAAAUUGAUCAGUAAAGUGUUUAUAACAGUGUGACUUGGAAUCAUAGAAAUAAUAGACAUAGAAUGCGUGCUCCUAUCUCUUCUCAGUAAAAAUUUUGUCUCCACAAAAUGGCGGAUUUAUAAAGGCAUUUUGGCUAGUCCCAGACUCUUGUGGCGGGGAAUUUCACGUGGUUGCCGGGAGUGCGAAUUGUUUUUUUCAACAAAGUUUGCAAAAAACAAUUAUAUUGAGACUUGAAGUGGAAAAACAUUUUUUUAAAGGAGAAAAACCCAUUCCCGUGGGUGUUUUUACGAAAAGCAAUAGUUCUGAACAGAAUAUAUACAGAAAUCGUCGUUUGAAAAUACAUUGUGAGCCAAAACAAUCGACCAAGCACUAUUAACCCGAGUUUAGGAAGCCGAGAUUGGCGGGAACUAUUUCAUUAUUCAUUUCCAUUAUUUAUUUCACAAUCAAUUCAGUUUUUGUUGAUGAACAGUGAAUAAUAAGUCUGUAAAAAUGCUGAAAAAAUGUAGUCAGGGUUCGUUAAAAAAUAUAGGAAUACUGUGGAGAAUCUGGAGGGGAGGGGGGGGGGGUUUGGGGGUGGUCAAAGGAUUUUACUGAACAAGAGCGUUAACUCGCUGGGGCCAUAGAGCUGGGGCUAUACAAAUACGCACAUUACUGUAUAUGAUACAUACAGUACUAAGCGGAAAAGUCGAAUACGAGCGCGAAAGGCACCCUACAAAUAAAACUUCCGGCAUUUAUGCCCACAAGUAAAGUUAUAUUUUAUAGUAGAUAUAGUACGCUACAUUCUUCUGUCGGCUGCCAGUUUAAAACGUUCAAAAUAAAAUAUUUUGGGGCUUUUGGGCUCAAAAUAUUAUCAAAAUGAAGAGAGAAGUGACACAAAUCCACUGGUAUACGGCCGAAAAAGAGAAAACCAACGAUACCAAAGUUAUCAAGGAUCAAACGUACUGCAUUUUUUAUAAUUUGAGCGUUUCUCCACAAAUAAUACAAUUUCGCUUGGCUUUCAAAGACAAAGGCCAUAAAUCGCUAGAAUACUGUUGUCAGUUGUUUAGUAAUACAUUUGACAUCCAUAUGUACAAUUUCUCAUUCUUAAGUACAAUUCCUUACGCUGAAUCGAACCGUGGUAUUUUUAUCCUUAUUGAGCCAUUUAUAGGCAUUACAAAUACAAGGUCGGACAAACGGCGAGUGAUUUGCAAACAAAUACGUACUGCGAGCGAUUUUUCAACAAUACAAUUUCGCUUGAUUUUCAAAGGCCAUAAAUCGCUAGAAUACUGGUGUUUAGUAAUACAUUUGGCAUCAGUAAGUACAAUUUCUUACGCUGAAUCGGACGGUGGUAUUUUUAUCCUUAUUGUGCCAUUAGGCAUUUAAUACAAAUACAAUAAUAACAAUAUCAUAUUUCACACUACAGUUUUCAUGGACUGUUGUUCGAUAAAUUUUAUAUUGAUAUGACACCAAUAUGCCUCUCAUAAAGUAGUUAUUUAUUAAAACUAUGUUGUGCAGUUUAAGUUAUAACCUUUUACCUUGAAAUUGUCUAUGACUCGUUUAUAUUCAGAUUCAGUAUAUUAUGAUUGUGCAUUUGUGCACGGCCAAGCACAGGAAUUCAACGAUCCAAAUUUCGGAUUUUCAGAGUCAUGCACCAAGAAAAAUGCAUUAAAUUAAAUAAACUAGCAAGAAUAUCCAGAGUUUAGACACAAUGCAAAAUCCAUAGAAAACAGGUACAAUUCGUUCAAAAUUUUCACGAAAUUGUUUGAAACAUUUUGCCCACUCCACGAAAGGCCCCGCCAUUUUGAAAAGGAUCAAGCAGCUCAUUAAUAUUCUAUUUUGUUGCUAUCGACGAUCGGAGAUUGAAGCCAAAACCUAUACUCGCCUGGGCACAAGUGCCCCAGCGAGUAAUUAUUCGAAUUUUACUGUUAAAAAAUCACUUGAACUGUAGAAGUCGUAAGUUGCAAUGACCUUUCAAUGCCUGAAGGUCCUCUCCCCAAAAUAUUAAUUUUUGAAGCUUGAUUACUGCUUUUCUUGCAUUUUCUGUAGCGAUCGAGAAAAAAAACUACCAAUUUUAAGGGCAUAUAUUCGGAAACUUUGCAUUAAAUUCGUAAUUGCACACUUAUAUUUUAGAAUGGUCAUAUAGUCAAUGGAUUUAGAACUUCACAUUUUAUGUAAAGUUUCCACAAUGAUAAUAAUGACUGAACUCGAGCACAUUUUUCCAUGCACAGUCAAGAAUUCAAACCCCAAAAAUCUGGUGCCUCGCAAGUGGUCCACAAGAGUGGUCCACGGGAGUGGUCUGUGGUCCACGAAGGUAGUCCACGGACCUGGGGUCCGCGUUUUGUCGUUUCCCUUUUUAAUAUUGUUUCUAGUCCUAUAUUAAUAAUUCAUGAAUAUAAAUAUCCAUAGUUAGUCUGUCUACAUUAAUCAUACCACUGUGUUUUGUCAAUGAUAAUUCAUGCUGAUGUAUUAAAACAUUGGAUACAAACAAGGAAGGGCCCACUGACACUGGAAAUUUUGAAUGUCCGGUAUCCAGUGAGUAGUUGCUUAGAGGGUUAUCUCUAAAAGGGAUGGACGAUCUGAGGUAGUUUACGAGACGAUUCCAAAAUUGAAAUAAGAAUUUCCAUUAGUAUUAGGGUUAGUGUGGGGGUUAGGGUUAGAUGUGGGGAGAGAGUAAGGUUUAGUAUUGUUGCAAGUGGCUGAUUUUUUAUUCUUUUACGUUUUAAUUAAUGAUUUUAAAAACUGGCGAUUGAUAUUGAAAACCUGCCUCUGGUCCAUCCCCUUUGGCCACGACCCAGAGCCACAAUUUUUGCAUUUUGUAUCUUCCACAUGUACUUCCUUCUUUUGUCUUCCACUACCUACAUUGGCAACCAGUUUUCAUUAUUUUUUAAUGAACUUAGAUAUAAUAAAGUAAUAUAGCUAAAUUAUUUCCCUAAUUCACAGUCUCGGCUGAAAGCAAAAGGAUACGAAGAUUUCACCCUGAAAGAACUGAUCAACAAACUAAAAAAGUUAAGGCAGAAGUACAAAGAAGAAAAAGAUAAGUCAAAGCAAACGGGAAAUGCCGCAUCGAAAAAAUGGAAGUUUUUUUAUGAAAUUGACAUUUUUUUGACCCAGCGACACAAUGUCAAUCCACCGGUAGUUGUUGACACAAUGGCCAGUGAUGAACUACAUGUGCAUGAGGUUGAUGACAAGCAACCAAGUGAGUCAGGAGAUAACAGUUCAAGCGAAGGUACAUUAUGCACAAUAGUAUAUUACUUAGUGGAUUUAUGUCCAAUACCCUCGACCUUGUUCGAAUCGUGAAUCGUAAGGGCGAUCGUUAGAUUCGUGAGUCUUAUAGUUAUAUGAUAGGAUAUGACUUGUCCUUUGGCUUGUUGUGGAUAUGUCUAAGACUAUAAGUCAUAUAGUAUCAAUCUAGGUGAAUGUCUUCGUAGAUUCGUACAAAUCUUUAGAAUCGAUUCGUGAUUGGUCCCAGAUUUGUUCGAAUGGUCAGAUUCGUGAAGUUCAUAGUAUCAAAUGGGUUCGUAGUUCGCUCAAAGUGAAUGUCUUCGUAAAUUCGUACGAAUCGUACGAACCGUUCGAUUCGUGA
Paramuricea clavata is the source of this 4347-nucleotide messenger RNA. The record is from the annotation of a GenBank genome assembly. Lineage: Eukaryota; Metazoa; Cnidaria; Anthozoa; Malacalcyonacea; Plexauridae.